Pedinophyceae sp. YPF-701 is the source of this 1458-nucleotide messenger RNA. Lineage: Eukaryota; Viridiplantae; Chlorophyta; Pedinophyceae. The record is from the annotation of a GenBank genome assembly.
AUGGCGGCGACCGGGGAGGGAACGCCUGCGCACUUUGUCAAGGUCGAGGAGGACAAGUCGCAGCGCAAGGGGCGCUCGCGGCUGAUCCGGUACUUCCUCGUGGACUCGGAGGGCAACCGGACGCUCGCGGCCGUCGGCGAGGAGGCGGCGCAGGGCGACGCGCACUACAAGUACUACAACCACCCCUCGUUCGACGCGCACGGCGAGCUGACGUGCCACAACCGGAAGGACCUCAACGCCUGGCUCGACCGGGUCAUCGCGGACUCGCGCGUCGCCGCCGGCCUGCCGCCCACGGACGGCUCGGAGGCGGUGAACGUGAAUCUGCCGGCGGACGCGCCGCCGUGGGUGGACUCGCGGCAGGAGCGCUUCACGCAGGAGGGCAAGCGCGGCGCCCGGUACUACCUCAUCGACGCGAGCGGGAGGGAGACGCUGGCGGCGAGCGGCACGGAGCGCGGGAGCGGCCAGUACGCCUUCAACAGCACCCCCUACUUUGACGCGUUCUACCCGCUCAAGGCCGGCAACAUGUCGACGACGCAGCGCUGGCUCGGCGACGUCGUCGCGGCCUCGAUGGCCGUGCACGGCCGCGCGGACGGCGUCGGCGCCGGCGCGCACCGGAAGGCGCAGCCCGGCGCCAAGCGCGGCAGCGAGCCCCGGCUGGGCGGGGCCGCGGAGGCGAGCCACCUGAAGCGGCUGCGCAUGAUGCAGAUGGAGCAGGACAGCAAGGCGCGCUCGGGGCAGAACCUCGCGCUCGAGGUCCUCCGCGAGGAGUGCGGCCGGGAGCGGCUGCGGCGCAUGCUGCUGCGGCACACCGCGGCGGUGAUGCUGCAGGACGAGGACGCGGCGACGCCGGCGGUGACGAACGAGGCGCUCGCGGGCCACGUGGAGGUCCUCGACCGGUACGCGGACCAGCUCGAGGGCGGCGGCGGCGGGCGGGGCGGCGCGGCGGUGGACGAGCGCGCGGCCGCCGUCGCGCUGCACGCCGUGGCGUCGCGGCAGCUCACGUUCCGGACGGUGUCGCAGUUCGACCUCGUCCCGCUGCUCCGCCGCCUCGCGCGCGCGUGGGCGCCGCCGCACGAGGCCUGCACGGCCGCGCCGGCCGUGCUCUUCCCCGGUGCGGGAACGCCGCGGACGACGGGCCGCCGGCGACGCGCGGCCGCGCCGGAGCCCCGCGCGCCGCCGACGGGACCGCGGGCGGGACCGCAGCAGCAGCCGGACGGCGCGCGGCGUGGCCCGACGCCGAGGCGGUCCCGGCGCUCGCCGCCGCCCUCCUCGACCGCAUCCGCGGCGCGUGCGCCCAGACGGGCCUCGUCCUCGCGGACCCGCGCCUCAUCGAGGACCCCGUCCAGCUCCUCGACGCGGCCCUCGCGCAGCGGCCAGACCUGCUGCACCUGCAGCUGCACCGGUCCGACCCGACGCGGGCCGUGCGCGACGCGUUCCCGCACGGGUACCGCCCGCUGA